GUCAUGUUUGUAAUACCAGUAUCCCACACGCUACGGCAAGACCAUGAACGCAGCACGUGGUUGACGCCACACGCAGGAGGCGGAGCCAUGUGACGUCAGGGGGUGGAAGAAAACAGCAGAGCAGGAAUCAAAACAAGAGACGGGCACGCCUUCGUUCUUAAAGGUUAUAGCAGCUUAUUCCUCAAACCAGCUGCAAAAAUAAAAAGGGGAAGAAGAAAAAAACGAAUUGUGUCGUUCGAAAGAAUAGCAAAAACACAAAAAGAACCAGAAAAGGCGCCGUGAACGCACCACCGAAAAGUCCACUGCAGAAAUGGAGUCCAAAGAAAUGCCAGACAGCGCUGACAGGAGCCGCUGAUAGAGGUCGAAAUCGACGCCGACGGUCGUCCGAACCGAGUAAAAUGCCCAACCAGAAGAACAGCAAGGGGAAGAAGAGCAAACGCACGAACAGCAGCGGAGACGAGCAGGAAAAUGGAGCGUGCGCGGCGGCGGCGGCAGCAGCGGGAGGCGCGGCAGCGGCCGCCGCAGCACCCAGGACGGAGCGCUGCUCCUCCGGCGAGGUCCAGUGUGCCACCCCGCUGGGCUGCAGCCUGAGCCGCUCCGUCGACCUGGAGAAGGACGACCACCAGCGGGUGCUCUGCAACAACGAGCUCUGCCCGUACGGCAACUGGAUGCACCUGCAGUGCUUCUACGAGUGGGAGAGCUCCAUCCUCGUCCAGUUCAACUGCAUCGGCCGCGCCCGCUCCUGGAACGAGAAGCAGUGCCGGCAGAACAUGUGGACCAAGAAGGGCUACGACCUGGCCUUCAGGUUCUGCUCCUGCCGCUGCGGACAGGGUCACCUGAAGAAGGACACCGACUGGUACCAGGUGAAACGGAUGCAGGACGAGCGGAAGAAGAAGCCGUCGGAGAGGAGUAUGAGCCGGAGCGCGGCGAGCGGAGGGGCCGCCUGCUCCGGGGACGGACCUUUUGACGAGCCCAAGAAAAGCAAGCAAGUAGGAGGUAAAUUAGCUCACCAGGCGUCCAGUCAGGACAUGCCGCGCAGACAAUCAGUGGACCGACAGAACUCUACAGAGAGAGGAGCUGCAGGAGGAGGACUCUCCCCGCUCGGGCCUCCUCAGAAAUCUCCAUGCGUCUCUCCAGGACAAUCUCCUCCCACCGGUUUCACCUUCUCUCCCAUUCCUGCUCCGGCAUUAGCAGGUCUUCGUGGUUCCCGUCAGCUGGGUGAGUUCUUUAAAUCAGCCGUGCACUCGGACCCGCAGAGGAAAUACCUUCUGGCCGGGGGGGCUCUGAGUCGGGGAGGUGGCUGCUCCCUGGGAGGAGGAGGUACCGGCGGUGCAGCUGGCGGUCCUCACCUGGACCCCAGUUCCGUUCUUCCCCUGCAGCUCUCCUUCGCCCUUCACCACCGCAUCACCCCUGGGGGCGGAGGUGACGGCCCCCACCCUCACCCGGUGCAGUUCCUGAGGAGGCUGGACCUCUCGGAGCUCCUCACCCACGUCCCACGCCAUAAACUCAACACUUACCACGUUCGCAUGGAGGACGACGCCCAGGUGGGGCAGGGGGAGGAGCUGCGCAGGUUCAUCCUGUCUGCUCUCAGCGCGAGUCAGAGGAACGUGGUGAACUGUUCGCUUUGCCACCGCUCGCUGCCCGUCUUCGAACAGUUCCCCCUGGUGGACGGGACGUUGUUCCUGAGCCCCUCACGCCACGACGAGAUCGAGUACGACGUCCCCUGCCACCUUCAAGGUCGGCUGAUGCACCUUUAUGCCAUCUGUGUGGACUGUCUGGAAGGCGUCCACAAGAUCGUCUGCAUCAAAUGCAAGUCCCGUUGGGACGGGAGCUGGCACCAGCUGGGCACCAUGUACACCUACGAUAUACUGGCGGCCUCGCCCUGCUGUCAGGCCCGUCUCAACUGUAAACACUGCGGGAAGCCGGUGGUGGAUGUCCGGGUGGGGAUGCAGUAUUUCUCCGAGUACAGUAACGUCCAGCAGUGCCCUCACUGCGGCAACCUGGACUAUCACUUCGUUAAACCCUUCUCCUCUUACAAAGUCCUCGAGGCUUAUUGA
Messenger RNA from Nematolebias whitei (Rio pearlfish), 2057 nucleotides. It is a transcript of the gene heca, whose product is annotated as hdc homolog, cell cycle regulator. NCBI's taxonomy places the organism in Eukaryota, Metazoa, Chordata, Actinopteri, Cyprinodontiformes, Rivulidae. The transcript is spliced from 5 exons. Bases 399 to 2057 code for a protein of 552 amino acids. The record is from RefSeq and is a predicted model, not a curated record.